UUUUACAGUCUUGUAAUGACGUCAUUUUUGUCUAUCCUUGUUUAACUAAUGUAAAAUGACAAUGACAAAAAAUUUUGCCGAAAUGUUGUUGUCGUGGCUAAAUUUUACCUGAAAUGCUUGUCAAGUGAUUGUCAGUUUUGAAGUUUUGAAAACGCCAAAGCGUCAAAACAUGCCGCCAAAAAACCCUCAUCGAUUUAACGAACAAACACAGUUAAUAAUUCUAAAUGUGUUGGCUUUCUUUCAAAUUGAACAGGAACAAGUUCGGAAUGGCAUACCACUAGACAUCAACAAUGUUAUACAGCGAACUGCACAAGCAACGAAAGUCAGCCCAACAACCAUUUCAAAUUUGAGAAAAAAUGGUGUAAAAUCCGACAAAGAUUACGCAUCUAAUGUCUCUACCAAGCAAAAGAUUAACAAGACGAAAAUCACAGAAUAUUUGAAGAAUAAAAUUCGGGAUACAAUCUAUUAUAUGUACUCCCAAAAGGAAUAUGUUACACUGGCAACUAUUAGACAAAAAUUUCUGGAGCAAAACGAAUAUUUUCAAUUUUCCAUUGAUUCAUUGAGAAAGUGGAUCAAAAGUAUGGGUUUUAAAUGGAAGAAGUCCAAUAACAGAAAAUAUCUUAUGGAUUUACCGGAUAUUGUCCACAAACGAAUAAAAUUCUUAAGGGAGUACAUUGAAAACAAAAAUUUGGGACAUGAGGGUUAUACUCCGGUUUUUAUGGAUGAAACCUGGAUAUUUAGUAAGGGAUCAUUUCGAAACAGCUGGCAAGAUGAUACUAAGCACACGGAAUCAAUUAAACCCAAUGAAGGUCAUCGAUACAUUAUUGUCCACGCUGGGACGAACGAUGGCUUUAUUGGUGGGGCAAGUUUGAUUUUUAAAAGUGGAAAAAAAAAACAGGGGACUAUCAUGAUAAUAUGAACAGGGGUAAUUUUGAAAAUUGGUUCAAGACUCAACUGGUGCCAAAUCUUCCUGAAAAAUCUUUAAUUAUUAUGGACAACGCAAGCUACCAUUCUGGCCUUUUAGAGAAAAUUCCCACCAAAUCAUGGACAAAACAAAGAAUGAUAGAAUGGUUAGGGGAAAAAAAUAUCGGCUAUCCAGAAAAGGCAAUGAAGGAUCAAAUAUG
Molecule: messenger RNA, 1124 nt
Organism: Photinus pyralis (common eastern firefly)
Lineage: Eukaryota; Metazoa; Arthropoda; Insecta; Coleoptera; Lampyridae
Exons: 2
Coding region: 170-919 (249 amino acids)
Source: RefSeq, a predicted model, not a curated record